Molecule: messenger RNA, 1578 nt
Organism: Penicillium waksmanii
Lineage: Eukaryota; Fungi; Ascomycota; Eurotiomycetes; Eurotiales; Aspergillaceae
Product: Tti2 family protein
Exons: 5
Coding region: 1-1578 (525 amino acids)
Cellular component (GO): nucleoplasm; cytosol; centrosome
Source: RefSeq, a predicted model, not a curated record
AUGGAUCAGCUCCGAAAAGAGGCCCGCCGGGUCCUCCAGCAAACUCCCUGGAAUCGCCCAACCACCUUGGAAUCCGCGUCCACACGCUUGACUCUGGCACAAUUAUGGACGGACGUCUCAUCCCAUGAGAACUCCUCUUAUUUAGAUGCCUGCGAGAGUCUGUAUGCCGCGCUCAGCUUCCUUGAAACCGGCUAUGAUCCUGUGCUACCAGCGCAGGAUAAUGCAGCGGAAGCCACGGCAAUCAAUGCCCUAUCUCAUUGGGCAAGUCAACUGGCUCUGCCGUCAUCGGAAUUUGCCGUGUGCUUCGAUGAUAAUCCUGAAAUCACUGAAGAAAGCCGCCUGAAAUCAGAACUGGCAGCACAAUUCAUUACCUUGAUGGAGGCAAAGGUUAUUUCCACUCUGGAUAACCAGCCAGUCGCCAGUUCUCCGGAUGUCAUUGUCGCCAUGGCAAGCUUCACCUCCAAAAAGGAUCCCUGGACUACCAACGACAGCAACAAUUGUGCCGAAAUACAUCUCAACAUGGCAUGCCAGAAUGAUCUCUGGCCGAUCAUCGAACGGGUUCUGAGAGAGAAGGUUAGACCACUUUUUACCAAGACGAAGAAUCCCGCGAUUACAAGCGAGGGCCGUAAAAGCCUCCAUCCCGUGGCCCGAACUCGCUUCGACGGGGGUGCUUUGGAUGACUCGACAAAGCCAUGGAAAACCACGGAUGUUUACGCUCCAGCUGUACUCUCUUGGAUUAUAUGCCAGUAUAAGUUGACCGACCCGUCCAAGCCCGCCCACAAAGCCAGCCUAGAGGCACAUUUUCCGCUCCUAGUGCCAGCCAUUCUAGCUCUGAUUGAUGAUAAUAACAUCACCUACAAAAUAAAGGGAUGCGAUCUUCUCAGCCAGCUCCUGAGCCCCAUCCAGGAAAGUGGUUCCGAUAUCCUCCUUCGAACCAACCUGGUCUCGGUCUUCCAAGAAGCCGUCACAGCCUGCCUCCUCUCGCUACCGAGCAUCACACCAGAAACGAGUUCCCUCAAACUUCUCGGGGCAGCAUACCCUGCUCUCCUCGCUCUUUUAAAAGCAACCUACCAACUAACCUCGAAGCAACCAAUCUCACAAACGGAAAGGAACACCCAAUCCUAUAUAACAAAUCUCUCCAAAAUCCUACGAUCAAACCUCAUCUCAUCCUUCCACCACAUCAGCUCAUCUACACCCGCAUCCACAAAUGCACCUACAUCCUUCCCGCACCCUCCAAUCGCAACAACUAAGACGACAAUCUUGGCCGCCCACCCCCGUAUAUGGAGAUGGCGCGGUGAAAUCCUGGGCGGUCUCGCAGCAUGCUGGCUACACGUGGUUGAAGAGCGGAAGGGGAAUGGGGAAACGUCAAUCCCAGUGCUCGAUGGAUUAGCCCGUAAUCUGCAGAGCACGGCUUUCGCUUUAAAAUACGCGCUGCUGAAUCCCAUACCAAUCACGGGUGGAUCCUUGGAUCCGGAUCAGCUCGCUGUCAAGGGAGAAGUGCAGAGUGGGUUCCAGGCUAUGGUCGAUGCGGAUCCUGAGUUAGAGGGGCUUUUUGCUCUAGAUGUUGCCGAUUCAUAG